Molecule: messenger RNA, 1740 nt
Organism: Orycteropus afer afer
Lineage: Eukaryota; Metazoa; Chordata; Mammalia; Tubulidentata; Orycteropodidae
Gene: PIGQ
Product: phosphatidylinositol glycan anchor biosynthesis class Q
Biological process (GO): GPI anchor biosynthetic process
Cellular component (GO): endoplasmic reticulum; membrane
Source: RefSeq, a predicted model, not a curated record
AUGGCGCUCAAGGCCUUCUUCCCCACAUGCUGCGCCUCGGUGGACAGCGGCCUGCUGGUCGGACGGUGGGUCCCGGAGCAGAGCAGCGCCGUGGUCCUGGCCGUGCUGCAGUUCCCCUUCAUCCCCAUCCAGGUCAAGCAUCUCCUGGCCCAGGUGCGGCAGGCCAGCCGGGUGGGUGUGGCCGUGCUGGGCACCUGGUGCCACCACCGGCAGGAGCCGGAGGAGGGCCUGGGCCACUUCCUGGAGGGCCUGGCUGCUGUCUUCUCUCAUGAACCUUGGCUGCAGCUGGGCCGGGAGCGGGGCAGCACUUUCUGGAGCUGCAAGGCCAUCUGGCGGCCCAUGUCCCCCGGUGCCUCCGGCCAGGACCAGGUUAUGCUCAUCUUCUACGACCAGCGCCAGGUGCUGCUGUCCCAGCUGCACCCGCCUGCAGCCCUGCCUGACCGCCAGGCGGGGGACGCGCCGGCCAGUGCCGGGGGGCUGGCCGCUGUCUUUGACACGGUGGCCCGCAGUGAGGCGCUCUUCCGCAGUGACAGGUUCCACGAGGGGCCAGUAAGGCUGAGCCACUGGCAGUCCGAAGGUGUGGAGGCCAGCAUCCUGGUUGAGCUGGCCAAGCAGGCCGCCGGGCCCACCUGCCUGCUGUUCAGCUUCCUGCUGUCGCUCCUCUCAGCUGUGGGCGCUUGCCGGCUGUUCCGGCUGUGGCCAUUGCCCUCCAUCUGCAGUAAGCUGUCCACCUGCAAGCAGGUGCAGCACCGGCUGGAGCACCUGUCACUCAUCUUCAGCACCCGGAAGGCUGAGAACCCCGCCCAGCUGAUGAGGAAGGCCAACGUGUGUGUCUCAGUGUUGCUGGAUGUGGCCCUGGGCCUGGCGCUGCUGACUUGGUUGCACGGGAAGGGCCACAUUGGGCAGCUGGCCGAUGCUCUUGUCCCUGUGGCUGACCGUGUGGCCGAGGAGCUUCAGCACCUGCUGCAGUGGCUGAUGGGCGCACCUGCCGGGCUCAAGAUGAACCGGGCUCUGGACCAGGUGCUAGGCCGCUUUUUCCUCUACCACAUCCACCUGUGGAUCAGCUACAUCCACCUCAUGUCACCCUUCGUUGAGCGGAUCCUGUGGCACGUGGGCCUCUCCGCCUGCCUGGGCCUCACAGUGGCCCUGUCCCUUCUGUCGGACAUCACGGCCCUCCUCACUUUCCACAUCUACUGCUUCUAUGUCUAUGGUGCCAGGCUCUACUCCCUGAAGACCCGUGGCCUGUCCUCCCUCUGGCGCCUCUUCCGAGGGAAGAAGUGGAAUGUGCUGAGGCAGCGUGUGGACUCCUGCUCCUAUGACCUGGACCAGCUCUUCAUUGGGACCCUGCUAUUCACCAUCCUGGUGUUCCUCCUGCCUACCACAGCCUUGUACUACCUGGUGUUCACUCUGCUCCGGCUCCUGGUGGUGACCGUGCAGGGCCUGCUCCAUCUGUUCGUGGACCUCGUCAACUCCCUGCCGCUGUACUCGCUCUGUCUGCGGCUGUGCCGGCCCUACAGGCUUGCUGCUGGUGUGAAGUUCCGGGUCUUAGGGCAUGAAGCUGGCAAGCCACUCCGCCUCCUGAUGCAGAUAAACCCGCUGCCGUACAGCCAUGUGGUGCGCACCUACCGCCUCCCCAGCUGUGGCUGCCGGCCUGGGCUCUCCUGGAGCUCACUGUGCCGCAAGCUCUUCCUCGGGGAGCUUGUCUACCCCUGGAGGCAGAAGGGGGACCGGCAGGACUGA